AUGUGUCGACGUCUGGAACAAUUAAUUGAUAUGAAAAGAAAUCGAAUGAAUAAAUAUAAUCAAUAUAGACAGCAGUUACAAGCUGAAGAGACUCAAGUUCAAACCGAAAUAGCUCAAACAAAACAAGAACUUAUUACACUUCAAGAAAAAAUGAAAUUCUUACAAGAUAUUACCGUGAAAACUCGGGUGGAAGUAAAUGGAUUGAGAGAAA
This is a messenger RNA of Didymodactylos carnosus, 211 nucleotides long. NCBI's taxonomy places the organism in Eukaryota, Metazoa, Rotifera, Eurotatoria, Philodinida, Philodinidae. The record is from the annotation of a GenBank genome assembly.